Dracunculus medinensis (Guinea worm) is the source of this 246-nucleotide messenger RNA. The record is from the annotation of a GenBank genome assembly. Lineage: Eukaryota; Metazoa; Nematoda; Chromadorea; Rhabditida; Dracunculidae.
AUGUUAGGUAUAUUGGAAGCACAUAAUAGUAGCGAGAAGGCAACUAGUAAUGGUGUUUCCAGUGGUGCAAAUGGUGCAGUUUAUGUUGGUGAGCAUUUAAAAACAAGCGUUGAUUUUUCAUCAAAUGAGGAAGCUUUACGAAAAUUUAAAUGUUCCGAAUGUCCAAAAGCAUUCAAAUUCAAGCACCAUUUAAAAGAGCAUACGCGAAUACAUUCUGGCGAGAAACCCUUUCAGCUUACUUCGUAA